AUGUUAGCCUUUUUAGUGCUGCCGCUACAUAUUCAACAGGUUAUGAGCCCUGUCGCUUUAAAAGAGAAUCCGUUGUCUAUUAAACUCUCUGGACCCAAGCAAUUUAAGACUUGGUUUAUCCGUUUAAAGCAACAUCUAAUCCGUCAUUCCACUGAGUGGUCUGAGUAUGCCUCAACCGGCAAUAUUUCUUCUGUCAUCGAAGAAUACAAAAUGUCUAAACAGGCAUCCAACACUGCUAUUCAGUUAUUAAGUAGUGCUUUAAUUGAUCUAAUCAAACUAUCCACUGAGGGUGAAGCUAAUAAUUUGGUGUAUAAUAUUAGUGACACUAACGAACUUCAAAGUGGUAAAGACUUAUUAGACACUAUUAUUAAUACGUAUCAGAUGUCAAAUGUGCGUUAUAAUUCUGACAUCUGGACACCAUUGCUUGGCAAUGCUAACAAACCAUUAGAAGACAAGAUCAAAUAUGCAAAUGAUCUUGCUUCUAAAAUUUUUGAACCAAAUGAAUUUGACAAAGAAUUCAUGAACAACUGUUCGCCAGCUAUCCUUUUAAAAUACAAGGAAAAUAUUAAUUCCAAGAAGAAUUAUUUUAUUGGAUAUUUUUUAUUGGCUUUAUGUCCUGACUCUCAGAAACAUUGUCUAAGUUUCAUGGGUAAUCUUACCAAGAUGAAUCACGUUGAAUUAAUUUCAAGAUUAAAAGAAGCCGACGACAAUACAACAAAGGUAUCUACUGCUCUAGUCGCUACUAAAAAGAGGCCUACUACUAAGAAAACCCAAAAGAAAAAGUGUGGUAUUUGUGGAGGUCCUUUCCAUUAUUUCAAAGACUGUGAAAUGUUAAAGAAGGCUGUUCCUACUGCUCCUAUCCUUGACAAAAAUGAUACGGAUGCUUGGACCGCCCGGAACUCUGAUGUAUCUGAUACUGAUCUGUUUUUCUAUGGAUCAGAAGAAGAUCACAAUAACUUUUCAAAAACAGACUGGAUUGUUGACAGUGGUUGUACUACUCACGUUACAUGCGACAAGAAUCUGUUGACUUCAUUCGUUCCAUCUGAUGGUACCUGUAUUAAGGGUGUAGGUGGAGAGAUUCCUAUUCAUGGUCAUGGUACUGCUAAAAUUGGCUCUAUUCAACUUGAAAAUGUUGCGUAUGCGCCUCAAAUGCCUUUUAACUUAUUAUCAACAAAAAAGGCAUGUACCAAGGCUAAUGUAUCCUUCAUAUUAGACAAUGAUAGUGUCUCAGUAUUGACUUCUACAGGUAAAAUUCUUCCUUUGGCAACUGUUAAAAAUGGACUUUAUGUCGUUGAUUUCAAACCAAAGUCAACCUACGCAGAAAAAGCAUUUUCUGGACAUGAAGUCCAUAUUAACUCCUCUCUGACAAAGGCGAAAGAUCGCUUAUUAUUUUCUAAGCAGGAUUCAACACCAAUUGAAGCCAUUAUUCAUGCCCGUCUAGGUCACCCAGGAAUUGAUCAAUACAACCGUAUUGCUCCUAUUAUCUCGGCUCCAAAAUUAAAAGUUAGCAAUGUUACCUUGUGUCCAACAUGUUCAUUGUCUAAAGGAAUCAUCAAAAAAGGGACUACUUCUCAAACUGAGUACACCUCUCCUUUACAAUUGAUUCAAGUCGAUUUAUGUGGUGGUUUUCGUUAUAAAAAUUUCAAUUCUGACAAAUAUUUUAUGACCAUCAGGGAUGCUUAUUCAAGAUACUAUUCGGUUAUUCAUUUGAAGAACAAGUCCGAAGCCGUUGAUAAGCUUAUGGAUUGGAUAACUGCUCAAGAAAAUUAUUUCGCGUCUCGUGGUGGGUAUACUGUCGGUUCUAUUAGAACUGAUAAUGGUGGUGAAUUCGUCAAUCAUCAACUUCAUUCCUUUAUGACCAAGAAAGGCAUUCAACAUCAAUUAACAGUACCUCACUCUAGUUUCCAAAAUGGUGCUGUUGAAAGAGCCCAUCGUACUAUUGAAGAAAAAACUCGUUGCUUACUUGUCGGUGGUCGCAUUCCAACUUCUUUAUGGCCUGAAGCAGUAUCUUGUGCUGUUUAUCUAAUCAAUAGGCUACCUAUUACAAAUAAAAAUGGUGCCAUUCCGUAUUGUUUAUGGCAUGAUAUUUCUCCUGAAAGAUUUAAUGUGAAGCAUCUAAGGGUCUUUGGCUGCGCUGCUUAUGCCACCUUAGCUACUUCAUUAAGAGAUGGUAAAUUAUCACCUACAUCUAUUGCCGGUAUUCAUGUUGGAUACGAUACUGAUCAUAAGGGAUAUAGGAUAUACCAUCCACCGUCUCGUAAAAUUUUCGUUAGCACACAGGUAAAAUUUGACGAAAGUCAUUUUCCAUUGGCGGACAGUCAACAAACGAUCGAUUCUCAUUCGUUUGCUACAUCUGUUUUAGGUGGUGCUCCUUCUUAUCCUUCCGUUGGAAUCACUAUGACUGCUCCAUCUAAGCCUAUUACAAGAAAUGACUCUGCUCAAUCAAAUCCCUCUGAAUUACCAUCUGAUUCAGACAUUUCUAUAUCCUCUGAAUCAAUGUCUGAGUCUGACACUCCCAUAUCCUCCAAUCAACCAACUUCUACUCCGGCAUCACAACAUGAAUGCAUUUCUGAGUCUCAUGAUCUAGUCCUUGCCGAUCCUGUUGUAGACAAUUUAACUACCGAUCUUAGCGAGACACAACAACAACUCGAAGCUUUCAAACAAUCUGCGGCGCAAUAUGCCUCUCAUAAUAAACAAUUGACUGAUCAAUUACACCAUGCUGUUAAUAUCAUUCCAAGUCCUACCAGUCAUCUCAAACGGCCAAAUUCCAAUGUCGAAACAUUGCCUCCAAUUUAUGCUAAGCAAACAUUACCACAGUCUCAUGCAUCUAAGAAGCGUAACGCUCAACUUACUGGUACUUCCACUACACUUGCAAUUCCAACCUCUUUAAACACUGCUGAUAAUCACCAAUUCUCUGCUAUUCCAAGUGAACGACCUGGUUCAACAGAUCUACAACGUAUUCCAGUAGACCAAAUCUAUUCUGACCGUGUCCGUCAUUUUCUAUCUAAACAUGAUUGGUCUCCGACUGGCCAUUCACUACAUUCUUUGCCUGUUACUGUUGCUGAUCCAUUGUUCAAUUCUAACCAUUCCAUUGUUAUGAGAGACUCGUCUAAUCCUCUCUCUCAACAAAUUUUGACUCCAACUGGUGACACAGACCCUUCUACAUCGAUAUCCUCUCCCGAUUUAACUACUACCCAAUUAGCUCUCACCGCCAUGGUUCGAGGUCAUUCAAUGGUAAAUGGUUCCCUAACGAUUCCAUUUAAUAUUAAAGCUGCUCUUACGGGGAAAAAUUCUACCGCGUGGUUAGCCGCGUGUAAAAAGGAACUUAAGGCGUUUAAAGAUCACGAUACCUAUGACUUAGUUCCUCUUCCUCCUGGUGCUAAAUCACUUGGCACUCGAUGGGUACUAACUGUCAAAGGUAACUCAACUGCUAAAGCUCGUCUGGUUGCACAAGGUCAUCGUCAAAUUGCUGGGUUGGAUUACACUGAAACGUUUGCCCCUGUUGUUCGCUAUGAUUCUGUUCGUAUUUUCUUAGCUUUAUCUGCUUGUCUCCAUCUUCAUGUCCAUCAAAUGGAUGUUAAUACUGCUUUUCUGAACUCCUCUAUGGAUGAUAUUGUCUAUGUUCGUCAACCGCCAUCAUUUAUCAACAAAGAACAUCCUGACUGGGUUUGGAAGCUGUCUGGUGCCAUGUAUGGUCUUAAACAAGCUCCUCUGCUAUGGAAUAAACACAUUAAUGGGACAUUAACCAAAUUAGGGUUUAAUCAACAUGCUGGAGAACAUGGACUUUAUUUUAAACAUUCUCCUUCUGGUUUAAUAUUUGUUGCCCUUUAUGUUGAUGAUCUUCUUAUUGCGGCUCCGGAUAUGGCCAUUAUGCAAAAAGUCAAAAAUGCGCUAUCUAGGUUUUACUCCAUGAAAGACUUAAUGUCUGUUAACAAAUUUUUAGGCAUGAAUGUCAAUCAGACUUCUAACGACAUCACAUUAUCGUUAGAAGAUUAUAUUUCUCAAGCUGCUGUGUCAAAUGCCAUUCCUCUUGACAAACCGGUCGACAUUCCUCUUUCUCCAACUACCAAUCUUUUUGAUGAUCAAUCCCUUCCGUUAGAUAAUGUCACUCCAUAUCAGAGCAUUGUCGGUCAACUAUUAUUUAUUGCCAAUACAGGUCGCCCUGAUGUUGCACAUUCAGUUUCUCUCCUUUCCAGAUUUUUAAAGGCUCCUACUGAAAUCCAUCUAACCGCUGCACGUCGGGUGUUUCAGUACUUGUAUACCACUCGUAAAGCUGCUUUAGUGUAUCGUAUUGGAUCUCCUAUCCAUAUGAACAUAUAUUCUGACGCUUCCUACGGGACUACUACAGAUAUUCCAUACGCGACACGGGGGUAUAUUACGCAACUGGCUGGUGGUAUCAUUACAUGGUGCUCUAAAAAGAUAAGGUCCACAGUAACACUCUCUUCAACUGAAGCAGAGUAUAUCAGUGCUAGUGAGGCUGUAGCAGAAAUGCAAUGGCUACGAAACUUAAUGCAACAUAUGGAAAUUAAAAUCAAGACACCUACAUUAUGGGUCGACAAUCUGCCUGCUAUUCAUAUCGCCGAAAAUCCAGUUCAUCAUAGUCGUAUGAAACAUGUAGCUAUAAAGCAUCAUCAUAUUCGGAAAACAAUUAAUGAUGGUGAAAUAGAAAUACAGCACGUUGGCACAGAAAAUCAAUUAGCUGAUAUUACCACUAAAACGUUAGCCAGGAAGCCAUUCACAUAUCUUACUAACAAACUUUUUCAUUAA
Maudiozyma barnettii is the source of this 4767-nucleotide messenger RNA. Its product is annotated as putative Ty retrotransposon. Gene Ontology annotation, molecular function: nucleic acid binding. Gene Ontology annotation, biological process: DNA integration. The transcript has a single exon. The record is from RefSeq and is a predicted model, not a curated record. The coding region runs from base 1 to 4767 and encodes 1588 amino acids. NCBI's taxonomy places the organism in Eukaryota, Fungi, Ascomycota, Saccharomycetes, Saccharomycetales, Saccharomycetaceae.